UUAAGUAGUACUUUCAAGUAUUUUUUACUUAAGUACUUUACACCACUGGUGCGUGCAUGCAUGCGUGGAUGUAGAUCUGUAGCAUCUGCUGUUAUGUUGAAGGAGUAAGCAUUGUUAUGUUAGUACUGAAAUAUUAUCCGACCUGUCAGAUGAAUUUGAGAUCUAAAGUUGACUCUUUAGACCAAGGGAUUGCAGCCAACACAUAUAAAAGCAGUUUUUAGUCAACUACUCUGGCAUUGUCUCCAAAGACAAAAACCCUCCUUGUCUUUUAGACUUUUUUGUUUGUGCUGCUGGUGAUCAUGCCGAAAAUAAAACAAACAUGACAUAGGAAGGAAAAGAGCAGCAAGCCAAACAAUAUAGAGAGCAGGAGAAAGUCAAAAUAGGGAAGCCAUUCUUUCUCAGAGCUUGGACUAUUGCUAUUAAUAAUGGGUCGACCCUUAUCCUGAUGUAAUCUCUUAAUAUUACAUUGUCCUGUGACCUUGGGGCAAAAUAUGGCCAAAAGUAUUCAAUGGGCUUUGAGUGACAUGAAAGAAUGGUGUUGAAGCUUAAAGGAAAGGACAUGAUGUCAAACUAAUUCUGAGACAUCCACAGUUAGAUGGUGCUGACGCCUUUGCACACACUAUAUAUACCUUUCUCGUUAACCUUUUGUAGAAGCAGUUGACUUUAGACACUUAAAUAAGUCGCUUGAUAAAUAACGAAGCUUUGAAUGAUCAGUGGCAAUUAUUCGGUCGAAGCUAAUUCUACAAAUUGUUUAAAGACAUAGGACUAUGCUCUUUGAAAUUGGAAAAAAAAAUGGUCUUAAGUAGUCUCUUAAAAGUAAGUAAGUAAAAGGGACUGAACGAUUCAGGAGGAGUCCAAUACCCUCAUUGGUCAGACUUCUAAAAGUAAAGUGUGGAAUUGCUGAUAGACUAUAAGGAUAGGCUAAAGAUGAUCCAAAUGUCCAAACCCUUUAGUCUAUAGCUCCCAGGUGGCAAUAACUGGGAGUAAAGGAUGUGUGUGUGUCCACCAAGACAUAACAUAACGAAGUCAUGGCUGGUUUACUCUACCGUUACAGUACCUCUACGGAAAGCUAUCAUUCAGGUACCAGACUUUAGUAAACCCUGCUGGAGAGACGGUUCACCUUUUUGAAGUUGUAUCUUGUUUUCUACUUUAAAAUGUGAACUAUCCCUGAUGGGAAUAUUUUGACUUUGUGACUAACUGGUCUGUAUGAGGAUUGAUUAUGUUAAUAAUCACUUAUUUAUGAGCAGGGUGGGGAGGUAAAGGCCCCAGUGGACUGUCUCCCCUAUUUUUAAUUAGUCAGGGGGCUAAGAGUCAAGUCUGCUUAGGAAAGCGUGAGUCAAAAUCCUCAUGUUGCUGUGACUGACCUAGAGGGACCAUACUGUAUGUACGCCAUGACACCAUUAUUUGGUUAACACAGACAUAAGACAAAAAGCGGAAUAAAGGAUUGUGUGCCGUGCUUUCCUUAUAUCACAGAACAGAAAGAACCCCCCUGUCCUCUCCUAUCAGGUGUCCCAGAGUGUUUUCAAGGUAUUUCCCCCUUCCCUCUCCGUUCAACAGCUGCCCUCAGUGUCACCGGCACAGAAAUAUAAUUACCAUAAGGGACAUUCCCAUUUAAGUCAAUGUUCUGUGUAGCCAUGAGCGUGACAUUGCCGCGGUCUGAGGGGCUUUGUCCAUUCUAGUCUUCCUAUUUCUAUGGACUCCAGACAAGCACCAAGCACCGUAAAGCGAGCAUCAUUGUUCUCCUUUCCGAGGUAAACAACAGAAGGAGCAGGGCGGAAGGGCAGAGGGAGCACCUUCUUCCUCCCUAAAGUACCCCCAGCUGCCAAGACCCAAGUCAGGUACAUUGUCCUGGUGCUGAUCAGGACUGCUUGGCCUGCUUGGUGUGAGAAAAAAAACGAUUGAAGGGUUGGUGUUUUUUCUCAAAGCGCAGAGAUGAGCUUUUUUGAAACUUGUUUUCUCGCUCGAGUAUGGGCGAUUUUCUUUGAAGUGCCUUGGCAGUAGGAAAUCAUAUUGUUUGACAUCGCUUCCUCGACUGCCUACGGGGAGACAGGAUGGCGACCGAGACCCCUCAGACAGAAAUGUAAAGGGAGGUCCUUCCAGAGGUGUGGUGUGUGACGGGUGAUGGCCGACUGGAGUCUCCUGGGAAACUUCUUGGAAGAGGUGCAGGAACACUCRACGUCUGUGGGCAAGGUGUGGCUCACCAUCCUCUUCAUCUUUCGUAUUCUCGUCUUGGGCACGGCCGCUGAGUCGUCAUGGGGCGACGAGCAGGAGGACUUCACCUGCGACACGGAGCAGCCCGGUUGCGAGAACGUUUGUUACGACACGGCCUUCCCCAUCGCCCACAUYCGCUACUGGGUGCUGCAGAUUGUCUUCGUGUCCACACCGUCGCUCAUCUACAUGGGCCACGCCAUGCACACAGUGCGCAUGGAGGAGAAACGCCGGCGCAAGGAGCAGGAGGACCAGGGGGGAGGUGACGGGGAGGAAGGAGGGGAAGGAGGAGAGGAGAAGCAUUAUCUGGAGCACGGGGAAGACAAGGGGGGAGAGUGCGGGAAGGAGGGCAGCGGCAUAGGGAGGGUGCGUCUGCGCGGGGCGCUGCUGCAGACUUACGUGUUGAGCAUCCUGAUCCGGACGCUAAUGGAGGUGGUCUUCAUCGUGGUGCAGUACAUCCUCUACGGGGUCUUCCUCAACGCCCUGUACGUGUGCCACAGUCGGCCCUGUCCCCACCCGGUUAACUGUUACGUCUCGCGGCCCACAGAGAAGAAUGUGUUCAUCGUGUUCAUGCUGGCCGUGUCGGGCGUGUCGCUGUUCCUCAGCGCCGUGGAGCUCUACCACCUGGCCUUUAAGCAGUGUCAGAGGUUUCUGAGGAGUAAACGACAACAGCAACAACAACAGCARCRWCARCUGCUACAAGGACGCACRCCCUCAAGUGCUACGGUCAUCRCCGCUGAACCUGACAGCCCACSCCGUCCAUCCAUGCCCUGCACCCCGCCCCCAGACUUCAGCCAGUGUGUUAGCUCUCCCCCUCACACACACCCCAUGCAUUCCCAAUCCCACCCCCAUCCUAGCUGCCCCCCCUUCAACAACCGGCUGGCCCACCAGCAGAACUCAGUCAACAUGGCCACUGAGCGCCACCGUGUUGUUCACAAUGACCUGGGGACGGAAGACUUCCUGCACAUGACCUAUGAGGGGCACGCCGACGCGACCAGCGCCUGCACCCCGCCCCCUUCGCUGCUCCAAAACGGCUUCCAAAAUGGCUUCCUGAAAGAAAAGAGGCGUCUGAGCAAGACCAGCGGCUCCAGUAGCCGUGUGCGACCUGACGACUUGGCUGUAUAGCCCCAAUUCCCAACACACACACUGUUCCUGGAUCGUUUCAAACACACACUCACACACACAAGACUGGGAUGGCUAUGGCUCAUCUGUUGUGGGGGACUAAUUUGAGCACUGCAUGGCAUGAGUCAACGAAGUCACAAAGUAUCACAAGUCAUGAAACGGAAUACUCGAGCUAAUCAGAAGUCCUGAAAUAUGGAUGCUUGAGGAACAAUUGACAUACACAUUGGCACUUAGAUAUCAUUAGUAUGGGUCUCAGUCAUGGUUUUGAGACAUGGAUCCACGGGCACAACACAGCUGUAGAGGGGUUAGUGCCUUCAUAUUUAGCCCUCAGGACUAAUCCCCUAAUGUGACUGUCUGAGACAUCUGUCUGGAUGCGUCCUAAAUGGCACCCCAUUGCCUAUAUUGAGGCAGGUAGCCUAGUGGUUAGAGUGUUGGGCCAGUUUACAAG
This is a messenger RNA of Salvelinus sp. IW2-2015, 3778 nucleotides long. Its product is annotated as gap junction alpha-5 protein-like. Gene Ontology annotation, biological process: atrial cardiac muscle cell to AV node cell communication by electrical coupling; cell-cell signaling; heart development. The record is from RefSeq and is a predicted model, not a curated record. Gene Ontology annotation, molecular function: gap junction channel activity involved in atrial cardiac muscle cell-AV node cell electrical coupling. Gene Ontology annotation, cellular component: connexin complex. Lineage: Eukaryota; Metazoa; Chordata; Actinopteri; Salmoniformes; Salmonidae.